AUGGAGAAACAGCUAUUUACCGGCCAAAAUAGCUUCAGGGGGCUUCAAGAAGCCAUCGAAGCUGUCAUACAAUAUAGUGAUGAUGAUGACUGUGACUUAGCUAUCAUACCGCCUGAACCAAGUGCGUUGACUGAUGACGAGGAGGGAGCUGAUGAGGAUAUGACGACCGUAUGCAUGCCGCAAGACGUACCUGGAACCCUCGAGAUAUUUACGCAUCGUGACAAUAGUGUACACGAAGAUAGCUCGUACGACGACAGUGACGACGAACCUCUGGCGUCAAAAAGAAAACGACCAAAUUCUACCCGCGAAUCUGUUUCGAACGUGGCUCCAACCUGGAGAAAAUGUGCACCUUCAUACUCUUCAGCUCCUCAGCGUACGUCUCAAGUCAGCGAAAAGAAAAAUAAUGUUUGUGAAGAACUGAAAAACCUCAACCCCGUACAAAUAUUUGAAAAGUUAUUUGAUGAUGAUAUAGUUGACUUGAUUGCAUCCAAUAGCACACUAUACGCCAACCAACACAACAGACAUGAGUUUGAACUGGUUCCUUGUGACUUGAAAAAGUUUAUAGGGAUUUUGAUUCUUUCUGGCUAUCAUAAACUUCCUCGAGAACCGAUGUACUGGUCUCUAGACGAAGACAUUGGCGUAGAAUUGGUCAGCAAAGCUAUGUCAAGACAUAAGUUUCGAGAUAUAAAAAGGAACUUACAUCUCGUAAAUAACGAUUUAGCUGGUACGUCAAACGAUAAAAUGUUCAAAAUAAGACCGUUGGCUGAUAAACUUAUGGAAAAGUUUUUACAAUGGGGAGUUUUUCAUGAUAGUAUAUCUGUUGAUGAAUCAAUGGUGAAAUACUUUGGCCACCAUCCCGCGAAACAAUUUAUUCGUGGAAAACCAGUACGUUUCGGGUAUAAAAAUUGGGUCGCGGCAAGUUCCACAGGUUACUGCUAUUCAUUUGAUUUUUACUGUGGAAAAUCUCAGUCACAGACUUCUGACCCAUUAGGUUCUCGAGUUGUGAAAAGUUUGUUAGAGAAACUGAAUUGUACUCCAGCAAAUCAUGAAGUCUUUUUUGAUAAUUUUUUUACGAGCUAUGAUCUAUUGCUGGAAUUGAAAAGCCUAGGUUACCGUGCUACAGGGACAGUAAGAGAAAACAGGACUAAAAAAUGUCCACUGACUAGCACCAAGGAAAUGAAGAAGAAGGAACGUGCGUCUUAUGAUUAUAGAUUUGAUAAGAAUGGCGAAAUUUUACUGGUCAGAUGGAAAGAUAAUAGUGUGUGUACAAUGGCAACUAACUACGACGCUAUUGAACCCUUUGGGACUGUGAAAAGAUGGUGUCCAAUAAAGAAAGACAAGACAGAUGUAGCAAUACCACGUUUGUUCCAAACCUACAAUAAAAAUAUGGGAGGGGUGGAUGAGCUCGAUCAAUCUAUCUCUCUAUACAGGGUUGCGGUUCACGGCAAAAAGUGGUGGUGGGUAUUGUUUACUUACAUGUUGGAUAUGACUGUUGCUAAUGCCUGGCGUUUACACGUUAUGAGUCACGAUAACCCUAUGGAUCAACUGACGUUCCGCCGUCAUAUCGCACGAUAUUAUUUACGCCAAGGACAACGGAAAUCGCGUCAAGCUGCAUCAAUAGUCGAAGGCCUGCCUCAAGAUGGGGUUGGACAUUAUCCCAUGAAAAUUGAUAAACCGCUACGAUGCUACGACGUCAUUGAUCAUCAUCACAUUAGCCGUAAGACGUUCGCUAAACAUAGGCCUCCUCCAAUGACUGUUGAUGACGUUAUUGAAAGAAAGUAA
This is a messenger RNA of Spodoptera litura, 1782 nucleotides long. The record is from RefSeq and is a predicted model, not a curated record. NCBI's taxonomy places the organism in Eukaryota, Metazoa, Arthropoda, Insecta, Lepidoptera, Noctuidae.